CAAUAGAUAAAUCUAUUUAUGCAAUUGAAAUAUGAUUCAUAAUUCAACGUGUUUCUCACUUCUCAAGUGUGUACUUCGGUAUUUGGAUAGAAAUAUUGUCAUCUUAUAAAAACAGUUUUCAAGAAGCGUUUUUAAUAAUUGUUUUGCCAGAUUAUACGUUAUAUGACAAAAAUCACCUUGUUGUUGAAUUAAUUACUUCUAGGAUAAAUGAAAGUGGAAGGUAGCUGUGUCAUUAUGUAUUGCUCUUUAACAUAGAAAAUGAAGACAGAGGGAAAGAUAGUCAUUUUGGGUUCACAAGGUGUCGGUAAGACAAGCAUGAUCAUGCAUUAUAUUGGGAAAACGUACAACGGUCAGGUGAAUCCUACAAUUGGAGCAUUGUUUUUUAAUUGCAAGUUAAAUAUACAAGAUACAGGAAUAAUGCUACGGAUUUGGGACACAGCAGGACAAGAAAGGUUCAGAUCAAUGGCACCAAUGUACUAUCGAAAUGCUAAUGCAGCUAUGUUGGUAUUUGAUUUAACUCAGUACAAUACGUUUGCAGCAAUGAAACGAUGGGUGACAGAACUUCGAAGAAACGUGGAAGAAGCUCUGGUAUUAGCAGUAAUCGGAAACAAAUCGGAUUUAAUAGAAAAGCGACAAGUCAAUGCAGAGGAGGGUAGACUUUACGCUACGAAAAUUGGUGCAAGCUAUCAUGAAACGUCGGUUCUUCAAGGCGAAGGCAUUGAGAAUGUAUUCUUAACUGUUGCUAGAGGUCUCCUUGGAUUACCUUCGACUGACCAUAACUCUACACCGAUAAGAGUAUACGAAUCGACAAACUUGGAUCCUAACGAUAUAGACAUAUUAUGUACACCGAUUGUCGAGGAAGGUGCUCAACACCUUAGUAUCGCUCACGGAAUGCAAGAGAAACCUUAUGCCUGUUGCUAGCCUUCUUUCGAUUCCUUAUUUUAAUGAUUUUAUAAAUAUGGAAUAAUAUGGAAGAACAUAUGUUCUUUGUAAUUAUUCCUCGAUAACGAUUUAGGAUAAGAUCACAACCUUCCUAUUGUGCAUAAAUACGUACACGAAUCAAUGCGCAGAUUCUUACAUUUGGUUUAAAAAAAUAUAUGCCAUUUGUAAAUUUUUCUAUAA
Messenger RNA from Bombus impatiens (common eastern bumble bee), 1122 nucleotides. It is a transcript of the gene RabX1, whose product is annotated as ras-related protein RHN1. Bases 259 to 921 code for a protein of 220 amino acids. Gene Ontology annotation, molecular function: GTPase activity; GTP binding. The record is from RefSeq and is a predicted model, not a curated record. The transcript has 4 exons. Lineage: Eukaryota; Metazoa; Arthropoda; Insecta; Hymenoptera; Apidae.